ACCUCGCAAUAUUCGUACCCCCCCUAGCUUGCCCUCCCCCGCGGGUCAUAUAAAGCUCGCCUCCCUCCCCCACCGUUCCUCCAACAAGAACCCCGGCGCACCACCAUCGCAGCAACCUGUAGCAUUCGGAGCAAAGGCUCCUUCUUCUAGCUCGUCUACACUACAGACCGACCACAGAGUAAGCUCGAUCCAAGAUCAUCGAUGGCUGAUCAGAGGAACGCGACGGUGCGACCGCUCCUGCGCCGGGUGCUCUCGUUCCGGGAGCCGCUCCUGCUCAUCCCGUACCUGCUCACCUUCCUCGGCGCCGCGGCGUCGGCGUUCGUGCGGAGCCACUCCUCGCUGCUGCACGCGCUGGCGAGGUCGCUCGUCCCGUCCAAGUGCGCGUACAGCGCCUCGCCUGCUAGCGGCGACCUGCCCGUCGCCGCCGCCGAGGCGGCGGAGGAGGAGGAGGCGGCGGAGGACGCCGCGCUGAGCAAGGAGGAGGUGGAGGCGAUCAUGGGCGCGAUCGGCCUCGCGGCGGCCGGCCGCGGCGAGGGCCUCGCGCCCGCCAUGGGCCAGGACGAGGUGGCUCGGCUGUUCGACGCCGAGGAGCCGAGCUUCGCGGAGGUGCGGAGAGCCUUCGCGGUGUUCGACGCCGACCGCGACGGGUUCAUCAGCGCGGCCGACCUGCAGGGCGCCCUGGCGAGGCUCGGCGUGCGGGAGGACGCCGCCGCGUGCCGCGCCAUGAUCGCCGCGGCCGGCGGCGGCAGGGACGGCCGGAUGACCCUGUUCCAGUUCGUCAGCUUCCUCGAGAACGGCUUGUGUUGAGAUCCAGCCGGAGGAACUGACCAUUUACUUCAUUUUUUCCCCUUUCUUUUCGUCGACUCAGCUCGUGGCAGGAGAUGUGAGAGUAGUGAGUGCGUGUCCUCGGAGAGACGAACGGUGUUGGUUCUCGCGUGUGUUUUUUUCCUCCUGCCAUGAGUCGGGGGUGGAUGAACUGUGCAGCGAUUAACGCACUAAUUCCCAAGCUAAGGAAACAGAUAAAUGGAACUAAUUUGCCCCGUUGCAAAGAUC
Panicum virgatum (switchgrass) is the source of this 1053-nucleotide messenger RNA. RefSeq names its product probable calcium-binding protein CML46. The record is from RefSeq and is a predicted model, not a curated record. Lineage: Eukaryota; Viridiplantae; Streptophyta; Magnoliopsida; Poales; Poaceae. Bases 202 to 807 code for a protein of 201 amino acids. The transcript has a single exon. Gene Ontology annotation, molecular function: calcium ion binding.